This is a messenger RNA of Siniperca chuatsi (mandarin fish), 3387 nucleotides long. It is a transcript of the gene rogdi, whose product is annotated as rogdi atypical leucine zipper. The transcript is spliced from 11 exons. Bases 137 to 1030 code for a protein of 297 amino acids. Gene Ontology annotation, cellular component: RAVE complex. The record is from RefSeq and is a predicted model, not a curated record. Lineage: Eukaryota; Metazoa; Chordata; Actinopteri; Centrarchiformes; Sinipercidae.
CGACAGCACUUGAAGGCCACAGAUCUCUGAUAAACGCGUACGCAGCGAGGCAGCGAGGCAGCUUCACUCCAAGGAGAGGGCACUGCUUCAGGCUUCAAGGUGGUAUUCGAGGCUUCGCUUCUGUUUGCUGCACAAAAUGCUCAACCCGCAGAGGUCUCUGUCUGAGCUGCCCAAGAUGUCCGCUGCCAGUCAAGUGGAGAGAGCUGUGUUGGAGGAGGAAUUCAACUGGCUGCUUAAAGAAGAAGUGCACGCUGUCCUUAAGCAGCUCCAGGAUGUCCUCAAGGAGGCAUCGAGACGUUUCUCCAUGCCGACACCCGGCCUCGAGAGUCAGCUCAAACAGGAAAACUUCAUCCUCGGCAGCUCAACCAUGGAUCAAGUGAAGGGGGUGCUGACUCUGCAGGGAGAGGCUCUGACUCAGGCUGACAUAAACCUGAAGGUUGCAAAGAGCAGCCAAGUGCUGCACUUUCAGUUCAGAGAGGACAAGCAGUGGAAACUGCAGCAGAUCCAGGAUGCCAGGAACCAUGUGAGCCAGGCUCUCCAGCUGCUCAGCAGCCAUGAUGAGAGCUACCACUUCAAGACCGGGGCUGAGGUUAAUAAGCUCAUGGAUGCAGUGAUGCUCCAGCUGACGCGAGCACGAAACCGCCUCACCACCCCAGCCUCCAUGACGCUCCCUGAGCUGGCCACCAGUGGUCUGAUGAAAAUGUUCACUCCUCCCAUGCCUGGGGAUGUGAUGGUGAACUUUUACAUCAACUUAAGCAAACUGUGUCUGACUGUCUACCAGCUUCAUGUGCUACCUCCCAACACCACUAAGAAUUUCAAGCCAGCUGGAAGCUCAGUGUUGCAUAACCCUGGAGCAAUGUUCGAGCUCAACAACAACCGGUUUGAGGUGAGCCACGUUCACAAGGUGGAGUGUGUGGUGCCUUGGCUUAAUGAUACCCUGGUAUUCUUCACCAUCUCCCUGCAGCUCUGUCAGCAGCUCAAGGACAAGAUAUCUGUCUUCUCCAGUUUCUGGAACUACAGACCUUUCUAAUCCACCUCCUGUCCAUGUUCCAGAGACCAGUCAGACCCAAGUGUAACCGCACAAGUGUAAGGGACUUCCUGGGAAAGUGUUUCUUUUUUUAAAUAUAUUUAUCAUAUGGUCAUUCAGUUUCAAGUGUUGCAUGAUUAGUUGAAGGAGCCAGUCAGACCCCACUGUUUGUCAGGUAUCACUGUUUGCCUUUCCCAGUUGUGUUAGCCCAGCUGACUGACAUUUCCCUGAUGUGUGUGUGUGUGUGUUGCAUUCCACAGCGCUGACUUGAACUUCUGAAUGCAUGAAUGUGAUUGUUGCUGAUUUAUUAUAAUGAUUUUUUGUUACAUUACUACUUGGUACUUACUGAGUCUUUAUCUGGUUCUUAUCCCAAAGUUAUCUUCUGAACUGUGGAACACUAAUUUGUGCACUAAGGGUUGGAAGACUAAACAGCACUAAGAGGUCACAGUGGGAAGUUCUUGUGUUUUUCCUUCACAAUAUUGUCCUAGUUUCUUUCUCACAGGCUUCAAAAUGGCAUUCCACCAAUUUUACAUGUCAAAGUCAAUUUUGUAGUCAUGGUUAGCACUACUAAGUCAGUAUAUAAUAUCUUCUGUGGCUCUGGGGGAGCUUUGUCAAGUCUGAGAAAAUAAGUGACAUCACAUGAGUAAUCUUGGGGUGUUUUCAAACCUAUAGUUAGUUCGCGCUGAUCUGAAUCAGUGGAUGAGAUGGUAAACUUGUGUGUUCUCCUUGGUUUGGUUUCUUUUCACAGAAAAUAACUUAAAGCGAACCAAAAUGCAUCACUGAAAGUCAGGUGAGAACGUUCUCUCCACUCAUUGGUUAGAUGCGUCUGGGGCGAGAGCAAGAAAGUAAACACAGGAGGAAGGUCCUGACCAAGGUCCUCUCUGCCCAGAUAUCAAGAAGGCUACGCACUUGGUUGCUAGUCCAGGUCAGACCUCGAUUCAUUCUCCAGCUAGCUGCUAACAACAACUGUUCAUUCGCAUCCCAGAAUGCAAAGCUCACCUGGAUAUGGGAGCCGUUUAGCUCAAACUUGCAGUACGCCUUGUAGUUGGGUCAGAUCGAGGUCAGAUCACGUUCCCACCACAAACGAACUGCUUCAGAAUUUAUUUGUGACCGGACUGAGAUCACUUCCUCUAAACAGUCUCGGUGCAGUUGUUCAGUCGACACUGAGGUAGGAUUGCUAUGUUCAGAUCUGCGCAAACCAAUCGUACCAAGAGGGAAACUGAACGUGAGUCUGAACUAAACAAUGCAGGUUUGAAAACGGCCUUAGUUUGAGUUUGGGAGCCCACAUAUUUCUAAUAGAAAGUAGAAGAAGAAACUGGAAGGGUGGAGUUUGAAAGAAGUGGGCAUUUACUCGGAAGGAGGGUCUAACAAAAGACACUGUUGAGUUGCAUUAUGGGAUGUGUAAGAUCCAGUGUUUUUUGUGAAGUCAGGAUAUCUCGACCUGUGCUGACCAUCUUGUUUACUUAUUUAUUUAUCUGUCUGUUGUAAGUCCCCUUUAUUGAAGUGCAAUACAAAGUCACCGGAGUCAUCUCUGCAUUUACACAACAUCCACCUGUACUAAAGAAGCUGUCCAGUAUCUGUAUCUGGUCGUGGUUUUACUAGAUGACACUACUCACUUCUUUCAGAAAAAGACUCAAAAGAUUUGUUUCAGCUUCACUAAUCCAUAAUUAUGCUUAUGUGACAGGUCACAGGUUACUUUAGGUUACGUUUAAAGCGCUAGGCGUUGCAUGUAUAUUAAGAAUGCAACAGUUUUGCAAAAAGUUUUAUAAGUUUUAAAAAUGUCAUAGCUGUGAGGGGAUGCAAUAGUAUUAGGAAAACAUUUCCCACUGUGAUCUUUGAGGUGAUACAAACAUGUUGGUGACAGAAAAUAUGUUUCCUCAUUCACUGACAGUAUAGUAUCAUCUGUUUGUGGCCCAGUUCCAAUGUCCGUCCUUCCAGACUCAGCUGAGUCGCAAUUACGACUCGGAUGUUGACAUGAACAAGUUGGUAACUGGAAAAUUACGAUAACUCCGAUAUGACGUUAACGUAGCAUUAAGGUGGACAUUGGAGCUGGGCCAGUUUCGUUUGUUUUUGUUGUUUUGCCCAAUUUGGUGGAAAUGACACAACUCACGUUCCCUGUUUGUUACUACACGGAUAUGUCUAAAUAAUAAGCUACUUGUCAUAACUUUGUCACUGUUCGUCUAUGAUCAUAUUUAUUUUACACAUUUUGCACAUAUGCUGUUGAUUCCCUGUGAACCAAACACUAAUCCAAUCAUGAACAAAUGACUUCAUUCCAGUAAGUGUUAAUCUAUUUUGAAUAGUUGCUUAUCAUAUUGAAAUUAUUUAUGAUGUCUGUGCAAUAAAAAGAUUCUAAACAAUAA